CGCAGCCUGUCCUGUAGGAUGGGACCAGCAGCCAGAUAUCCAUGCAUGCCUGACCGCUAGUCCACUUCCUGGAUGGAAGAAUGGGACAUUUCCAGCACCACUUUUCUCCGCGUUGUGCAUUGACCUUCGUCACGUUGCCGCCGCGGAUAAUCGCUUAAUAAUGACCACGUGUGAUCGAUAUUAUUCGACCACUUUUUGUCCUGUAGUUAAAGACAGCGAUUGAUCGCCGAUUGACCCCUCCACACUACGGGAAUGUCGCUAUCUGGAAGCCCGCUACAGGCACGGUGGAGUCCAACACAUUUUCAACUGUUUUUGCACAGCCGUAGUGUGCGUACCGUUUUAUUCCUCGAAGCUAAAAACAGCCUCUGCUCGGACUGGAGGCGAAUAAAUUUGUCUUUUUGAGGAAAAAAAAAACUCUGCAGCCCGAGCCGCUAACCAUUUACUUUGAUGCUCUGCCUUCGUGGCUGCUGUGCCAACUUCGUCUCAGCUUCGGUCGUGUGUAUGUGAUUUUUUUUUUUAAAGAAGAGAAAAGACUGAAAAACUUUGUCACCCGUUGCCUUCUUGUUGCUCUCGAUGAGCUAUCUAACAUGCGGAGAAUACGGGAACCGAGUUACUGGUGGAUUUUAUCCUUAUUUUUUUUAACCUUGCCCAAACACAAAGACUGUCAUCCUGUUGCAUCGGGUGGCCAGCCUCACCCUGCUGGAGACGGGCGCCAUGGGAGCACAGGCUUAAUGAGGGAGAGGAGGGCAGCUGGUGACCCCUACUGGUCCUAUUCAGGAAGCCAUGGACCUCGAGGCUGGGCGGCCUCAUACCCAGAAUGUGCUGCGAAGAACCAAUCACCUGUGGAUAUUGUAGACGAACAAGCCUCGGUUUCGGAGGAGUACCAGGAGCUUGUGCUUGACAAGUUCAACGCUGAGUCCUCCAAUCAGACCACCAUGAAAAACACUGGAAAGACAGUUGCUGUUCUUCUGAAGGAUGACUACUUUGUAAGAGGUGCUGGGCUGCCAGGGCGUUUUAAGGCUGAGAAGAUGGAGUUUCACUGGGGCCACAGUAAUGGAUCAGCAGGCUCAGAACACAGCAUAAAUGGCAGAAGGUUUCCUGUAGAGAUGCAGAUCUACCUUUACAAUUCAGAUGACUUUGACAGCCUCAGUGCUGCCAUCAAGGAAAGACGCAUCAUCGCUGCCAUGGCGGUCUUCUUUGAGCUGGGGCAAAAAGACAAUCCAGCUGUGGACCCCAUCAUCCAGGGAUUGAGAGGAGUAGUGCAUCAUGAAAAGGAGACGAACCUCAGGUCGUUCAUCCUGAGGGAUCUGCUGCCAUCGUCUGUGGACAGUUAUUACCGAUACACCGGCUCUCUGACCACACCGCCCUGCAUCAAGGUGGUGGAGUGGAUCAUCUUCUCCAGGCCUGUGUAUUUGUCCCACUCACAGCUGGAGGCCUUUUACUCCAUCUUUACAACAGAGCAACAGGACCACGUCAAGUCUGUAGAGUACCUGAGGAACAACUUCCGGCCCCUGCAAGACCUGGACAAUAGGAAAAUCUUUAAGUCUGCUGUAAAAGACGCAUGGCAGAAAGACUUAACCGAAGUCCAGGGAAGCCCUCACAGCACUGAAGCUUCAAGAGUGUGCAGCAGUGCUCCAGUGAGCAUGAAGAUCCAGCCGUUGAACCAGACGGCAUUGAUGGUGAGCUGGGAGCGCCCUCUGACCGUCUACCACCCACCCAUCACCAGCUACAUGGUCUCCUACAGCUGGGUGAAACGUGACGUCGCUGAUGAAAAGACCUUCACCAAGACGGGGGACCAGAGCAUGAAAGCUGUCAUCACUAAUGUGUCCCCUGACGUCCUGUACCUGUUCAGAGUGCAGGCAGUGUGUCAGCAUGACCUGCGCAGUGAUUUCAGUCAAACACUGCUGUUCAGAGCUAAUACAACAAGAAUAUUUGAAGGCUCUCGUAUUGUGAAGACUGGGAUGCCCACGAUUUCUCCAGCGUCCUCUGCAGACAUGGCUCCCAUCAGCUCCGGUUCCUCCACUUGGACGUCCUCUGGCAUCCAUUUCUCCAUUGUCUCCAUGGCAACGGGGAUGGGCCCCUCCUCUAGUGGCAGCCAGGCCACAGUGGCAUCAGUGGUGACGAGCACCUUGCUGGCAGGCUUGGGUGUGGGCGGAGGGGUCAUCUCUUCUUUGCCUAGCUCCGCUUGGCCCACACAGGCACCGCAAGCCACGCACAACCCCACCCGCCCAUCCGUCCCGCCUGUAAAGUCCAGCACCGAGCAGGAAGCACCCCAGGGAUCCGAGGCAGACACCCCGUCUGAGGAGAAGCCGGCUGCACGUGACGGCGAGGAUGAGGAGGAGGAGGGGGAAAGAGAAGGAGAGCAGGAGGAGGGAGAGGAUGAGAAGAAGAGAAAGAACAAGACUCCACCUGAUAAUGAGGAGAAGCAAGCCAACAGCACUGUGGCCAAAGAGCCUUUAAUCCCCACCCCCACAUCCACAGCCAAAGAGAAAGAAGAAGGAAAGCCGACAGUCAAAGGCACCACAGUACCUGCAAGCACCGGCGACGAUGAGUUGGUCAACACAGAGAAGAAACCCACAGAUGCAAAUGCAGUCUCCACCGAGGAGCCUCGUAAUGACACUGCAGAGAUGCAGAUUCCCCAGAGCUCCACAUUGUCUCCAAAGAUCAGUAGUGAUGGCAAGAGUCUCUGGCCUUUCUCUGUCCACACGGACAGGACCAUCUUACCCAAUGUGACCCGAACCCCUCACCCGGGGAUGGGCCGGAUGGUGUGGAUCGUCCCGUUGGUGGUGGUGUCUGCUCUCACUCUGCUCUGCCUUAUAAUGCUGCUGAUUGUGAUGGUCUACUGGAGGAGGUUUUUCCAGACAGCUCACUUCUAUGUGGAGGAGAGCAACUCUCCACGGGUUGUGGCCAAUGAGAGUAUACCAAUCAUUCCCAUACCAGAUGACAUGGAGGCCAUCCCUGUUAAGCAGUUCAUUAAACACAUCAUGGAGCUCUACAAGAACAACCUGCAGGGUUUCUCUGAGGAGUUUGAGGAGGUCCAACGCUCCACAGCAGACCUGAAAAUCACUGCAGAACACUCCAAUCAUCCAGAAAACAAGCACAAGAACAGAUACAUCAACAUUGUGGCCUAUGACCACAGCAGGGUGAAACUACGAGCUCUGGCGGGGAAAGAUGCCAAACAUUCGGAUUAUAUCAAUGCCAACUACGUGGAUGGUUACAACCGGCCCAGAGCUUACAUAGCUGCUCAGGGGCCUCUCAAGUCCACAUUUGAGGACUUUUGGAGGAUGGUGUGGGAGCAGAACACGGGAAUCAUCGUCAUGAUCACCAACCUGGUGGAGAAGGGGAGAAGGAAAUGUGACCAGUACUGGCCAACAGAGAACAGCGAGCAGUACGGAAACAUUGUGGUGACGCUGAAAAGCACCAAAGUGCACGCCUGCUACACACUGCGGCGUUUCCUUAUAAGGAACACUAAAGUGAAAAAGGGUCAAAAGGGGAACCCAAAGGGGAAGCUAAACGAGCGCAUCGUGGUUCAAUAUCACUACACUCAGUGGCCUGACAUGGGAGUACCAGAGUACACCCUCCCCGUCCUCACCUUCAUCAACCGCUCAUCAGCGGCUCGCGCUGCAGACACGGGCCCCGUCCUGGUGCACUGCAGUGCAGGGGUUGGCCGCACAGGAACGUACAUUGUCAUUGACAGCAUGCUACAACAGAUCAAGGACAAAAGCACAGUCAGCGUCCUGGAUUUUCUCAAACAUAUCCGCACACAACGCAACUACCUAGUUCAGACUGAGGAGCAGUACGUUUUUAUCCACGAUGCUCUGAUGGAGGCCAUCAUGAGCAGAGAGACAGAGGUGCCCGCCUGGCAGCUGCACAGUUAUGUCAACAGCAUCCUCACGCCCAACUCGACAGGCCGCACGCUGCUGGAGAAGCAGUUCAGGCUGUUGACUCAGUGCAACGCGCGCUUUGCAGAGUGUUUUAGUGCCCACAAAGAGUGCAACAAGGAGAAGAACCGCAAUUCCUCAGUGGUUCCCUCGGAGCGAGCAAGGGUCGGACUCACCACUCUGCCUGGAAUGAAAGGAACAGAUUACAUUAACGCGUCCUACGUAAUGGGUUACUUCAGGAGUAAUGAGUUCAUCGUUACCCAGCACCCUUUACCCCACACCACCACAGACUUCUGGAGGAUGAUUUGGGACCAUAAUGCUCAAAUUAUUGUCAUGUUGCCAGACAACCAGGGUUUGGCUGAGGAUGAAUUUGUUUACUGGCCGAGUCGGGAGGAGGCCAUGAACUGUAUCGCCUUCACUGUCACACUCAUCAGUAAGGACAGACUGUGCCUCUCCAAUGAGGAGCAGAUCAUCAUCCACGACUUCAUCCUGGAGGCCACACAGGACGACUACGUUCUAGAGGUGAGACAUUUUCAGUGCCCUAAAUGGCCCAACCCCGACGCUCCUCUCAGCAGCACCUUUGAGCUCAUCAGCGUUAUCAAGGAGGAGGCCAUGACUCGAGAUGGCCCCACCAUUGUGCACGAUGAGUAUGGAGCCGUGUCUGCAGGCAUGCUCUGCGCCCUCACCACACUGUCCCAGCAGCUGGAGAGCGAGGGGGUCGUCGACAUCUAUCAGGUGGCUAAGAUGAUCAAUCUCAUGAGGCCGGGAGUCUUCACUGAUAUAGAGCAGUACCAGUACCUUUACAAAGCCAUGCUCAGCCUGGUCAGUAACAGAGAGUGUGGCCUGACCCCCAUGCACACGGACACUAACGGGGUGGUGGUGAUUGCAGACGAGUCGGACCCUGCAGAGAGCAUGGAGUCGCUCGUCUGAAGACGUUCUCACAGGCACUUAAUUUGUAAAAAAAAAAAAAAAAAAACUCGAGAACUUUUCUGAGGCCUUUUUUGCCAGACUAUUGAUUAAAUGAAUAACCUUAUUACUUUUUUAUACUGAUAAAAGUUUUUUGAUAUUUAUGUUUUUCUCCUUUUUUUCUCGUCUUAAAUGUUAUCCUGCUGAGCGUUUGCACCUGUUUAAGUUGACGUGAGGAAAAAGCAGCUCUGUCCAGUUUUGCACUAUACUAUCAGUGUUACUGCCUAAAUCCAGUGAGUGAAGUCGUUUCACAGUUUCAAUCCUGGCAUCACGACACGACCGGGAUCUUUGGACCGCAUUGAGACAAACCUGAAGCAUGGAGACCAGGAUGAGUUAAUGCGAUCCACUUCUGAAAAUGUCUCAAAACAAAAACACAUCACAACAUAGCCCAGCACGCAUUGUGUCACUUUUAUCACCUCGAUCAAAUGAACUGUUUUUGAGGCUCCGCUCCACCAGGGUGAAGUUCUUUAUUCAAGUUAAGAGACUAUUACCUGCUUAAUAUUCAUAUAUUGUCCAAAUAUUUCACUGCUGUCUUGUAUAAUGUACUUAUGGCUUAUUUUGUUAAAGUGUGUUACAACAUCUAAUGUGAACAUGUAUUGCUUUUUACAGGGAUUUAUAUUGUUAUAUUGUUUUGUAAUAUAUAUAUUAUAUCCUUAAUAGCCAGCCAAUGUUUUCUUUUUUUCAGUGCUUUUGCCUAUUUGUCCACAAGCCUUGGUGUAGACUCAUGCUUUUUGAGAUUGUCAUGAAUUAUCUACAAAGCUCUUUUUUCUUUGUUGUUUCUUUUCAGAUUCUCUAACCUCAGUUGUCAAAGCUCAGCUGUUAACACGUGUAAUUGGUAUCCAUAAUGACACAAUGUCUACAAAAAGGUAUUCACUCCACACAAACUUCUAUGUUUUAUUGAUUUACAGCAUUAAAUCACAGUGGAUGUAAUUAGGAUUUUUUUGACAGAUUAAUAGAAGAAACUUCAUGUUAAAGUAAAAAGAGAUGUCAACGGACAGACUUAAAUUAACCUCAAAUAGAAAACCCAAAAUUGCUUGUACAGCAAGUAACCUUCUGGCAGCAUUUACAGUGAGAAUGUGAAUAACUUCUGCAACAGUGACUGUAUAUAGAGAUGGACAAUGUGUCUCCACUUCCUCCCAUGUUCAGAAAUGAGGCUAAAAUAUCCCAUAUAUUUAUAAUAAUAACUAAAUACCAGAUGCCAAGAUGGCGCCUUUUCAUUCCAAUGGAUUUGCUCGCCUGACACAUUCAGAAAAUAGAUAAAAAAUUCAGAAUAGAAGAGUCAUAAGUGACUUUGUUUGCUGUUCGAGGUGUCCUGUCAGCAGUUUUACAGAUGUCUUUUACAAUAAUGGUCUAGGGGGUAAAAUGCUUUUUUAGCAACAGGGGAUUUUUUUGCUGCAUUACCACAGGUGGCCACCAGGAAAACUUGGCUGACAACUUGCGAAAUACAGCUGCUAACAUCAGGCGGGCCUGGUUCAUUCCUACGAGAGCCGCUCAGUAGCACAUGAAGCAAAAAAAAGCUCAAUUUCCACAGUAUGAAAGUAUCCAGAUCCUCUGCAUCACAGGGCCAAUAUAGCAUGAAGCACUAUGCCCAAUUUGAUAUCUUCCGCCAGUGGAGCAGCUAUCUCCAGGUAGCAUCCUGCUAGCUUGAAUGGAGAUCAAAUACUUUAAUCAGUCAAUUUUAGACUUUUCAAAUUUUACCGAAGUGAAUUGAUUAAAUCUCGAUAGUAAAAAAGUUAGUCAAGGAAAAAAAGUCUUAUUGGAUCCAGCAUCACAUGACAUGUGUUUCCACUAUGUAAAAAUUGCCACUAUGUAAAAUUUGCCUCGAAUCUUGGCGCUCUUCCUGGGGGCUUGUGCAGUAGCGCUCUUCGGAGUAUCAAGAUCCCACCUUCAGUUUAUCGUGACAGCUGGAUUAGCACAUCCAGCUGUCAGUCAUGACGUCAGACCCCCUUUUUAUAGCAUCAAUUAGAAAAUGAAAACCAAGCUCAUCACAAAGAUGAACACUUGAACAAACUGCAGUGUGAUUAAAACUACCUAAAAUGACAAAAAACAUCUUUGGGAAUCAUUUAUUAGACUUUACUUGAUUUAAGUUUGUCCCAUCUGCUUACAGAGGGAGUCUGGUUUAAUACCUGCAGUCAGCUUUUGGUGAGCUGCCACACUGUCCAUCUUUAUAUAGUAUAUGAUCUGGACACAGUAUAUUAUAUUUUCCAGUCAAAGGGAACAGUAAAAUUUCACAUUUUGUCACUAAUUCUGAACAUAACUGAGGUCGUAGACAUUAACUUGGCCACUCCAGGAUGCAGAUUUAUUUUUCCCUGGAUAGCAACCUGCCUACGCUGCCUUUAAUUGGCUUGCCUGGACAUUCCUACCCUAACCAAACUCUCUCCUCUUGCCUAAACCUAAACAACCAACAAUGUCAACGACUGCUAGCCAAUCAGCAGGGGAGUAGGACAGGUCAUACUUUUGCUGUCAUAGGAAACUCAAAUUUGCCUCCAGCACAUAAAAACUGUUUUUAAAGUAAUUCCUGCAGCUGUGGCUUUACAUUUGGCAUCACUAGUUUAGGGAAAAUAAUGCAUUCUCACAGAGAACUGCAGUGUCCUCAAGAAUUUCUUCAUGUUUCACUGCAUUUUUACUCUCCACCUUCAUGAGCAUCGAUGGAGCCUGCUGCAGAGGAGUGUCCUCCUCGUGAUUAGGAGGGUGCGUUUCUGCAGAUGUGCCGUGUUUGGUUUACACUCCACUAAUGAGCCCACUUUGCAGUCUCAUUAGUGUCCUUACCCUUCUUCUCAACACACUUCUUUUUAGAGCUGUGCCAUUCGCCAUCCUUCAAUUUCUAUAAUCGUAUUAGCGAUGUCCAGUGCCUUGGAAAUGUUUUUAUGUCCUUCCCCCUUUUCAUUAAACUCUCAGAUUUGUUUGAAGCUUGUUAUAGAGCAGUUUUUAGCAGGGAGUUGACUAAAUGGAUGUUGGAUCCAGGUAUAUUUAAGCAAAAAUAACCUUGAUUACACACAACUUGUGAAAAAGUGGCUGCACCAUUACUGAUUUAAAUCUCAUGCUGAAGAGAUAAAUAUGUGAGCAGUUUUGGUUUUUUUUCUACUGAGUUUAUAGUUGUGACCCCAUUGAGUUUUUUUCUUUUAUUAAGAUUUUAAAAAAUCUAAUUACAUCCAUAACAAAUGAGAAAUUUGAAGCUGUAAAUAAGAAAAAGAACACAAAAACAUCCAAAGGAGGUGAAUACUUUUUAAUAGACACUUUUGUUUCUUUUUUGGGGGGGGUGAUGCUUUAUUUGUAACCAAAGAUGUGGUUCCAGUUUGCAACAUGUAAGUGGUUUUGUCCUGAGAUCUAUUUAAUCAACUAGAAUUUAAAAUCAAAUUGUUUAAAAUGCAGUACAGAUUAUUGGUGUCAGAGGUGUGAACUGAACAAGAGUGAAGCAUGUUUCUGUUUAAGCCACAGGAACUCACUUUCCAGUAAAUAAUCUGAGUUACAAAGUUUUAGAUUCAGACUGUAAAAUAUAUUUUAUUUGGGCUGAUAUUCUGUCUCGGCACUAUUUUGUGACUAUUAAUUAUAAGCCCUUUUCAACCCUCAA
Molecule: messenger RNA, 8418 nt
Organism: Plectropomus leopardus (leopard coralgrouper)
Lineage: Eukaryota; Metazoa; Chordata; Actinopteri; Perciformes; Serranidae
Gene: ca16b
Product: carbonic anhydrase XVI b
Biological process (GO): protein dephosphorylation
Molecular function (GO): protein binding; protein tyrosine phosphatase activity
Source: RefSeq, a predicted model, not a curated record